CAGUUACCAAAAUCAAAAGUUCAUCCACAAACAGACUGGAAGAGUCGCUAACCUUCCAGGACCAGCAAUGUUUCAUGUAAAGCAAAAUGCUAGCCAGUUCCUUGACUUUGCAAACACUUUGCUUGAAGCAAAGUACGAAUUCCAACAAGUUCAGUACGUUGGCAGAGACAGAAGCCAAAGUCAAAAGGUUUUCCUCAAACCUUUGAAAGGAGCAAAAUUCUUGCCUUGUAAAAAACAUCUGGAAGACGACACGAAGCCGAAGAUGUCUACUCUGGGAAUCAAACUUGAUGAGCAGCGAAGCAGACUAAAGGACAUAUUUGGAAGUGUUGAAGAUGGAGAAAAAGGGCUUGUUGACUCUGAUAACUUGGUUGAAUUUGACAAAAGGCUUCAAGUGCUCAAGGCUGUCUGGAAUCCCGAAUUCUGGGACUAUUUUGUCGCCUAUGUUGCUGAUGACAUGAAAGAAGGAAUGGCUCCUGAAAUCAGAAGAAUCAUUGGUUUGAAGGAUGACUUCUAUUACGACAACGCCCUUGAGUGUCAAAACUUCCGCUACAAGCACAAAAUUGAAGAAGCGAAAAAGGAGAAAGAACCUGGAGUUAAGACUUCGGAAUGCUCUUGGGUGGAGGCCAUUGAGACAUACAAGAUGAUGCUGCAAGAGGCCAGAAAUAACAUACGAAGAGCUGUAAUUGGAAAAGGGCCAUUUCAAUUGGUACCAGAGUUUUCAGACCUAGAAUGCAGUGAGCAGCAAUGGAUGGAGAUGACUCCCGAGGAAUGCAGAAAGCAUCUUGCCAAGUUUGAUCCAUUUGUGGGCAUUGACAAGUUGUGCACAAGUGAUGCCAUACUACCCAUGCCUAGUACUGGCAACAGCUCCCAAUCGUUUUCAAGCAAGAGUCACGAAAUGUCUAAGAAGUUUUCCAGUGAAGGCGAGGAAGGAUUCAAAUGAGAAGAUGUGCCAGAUCUGAAAACAAGUGCAAGUGAAGUGAAAGUAGUUCCAAGUUCUGAGGCUAAAGGAUCAAGUUGAAGAGUGGUACUUCCCAGUGUAACUUCAACAUGUAUAUCAUCCACAGUAACAUUGUCUGGGUCCUCCACAGAUGCAACCAAUGAAAGUUUUUCUUUAGGAGAAAGUGCAUGUGCCAGAAAUAUUGGAGAGUUUCAAGACUCUGGGCUCCCCGAGUACCUC
This is a messenger RNA of Orbicella faveolata, 1177 nucleotides long. RefSeq lists its product as uncharacterized. The record is from RefSeq and is a predicted model, not a curated record. Lineage: Eukaryota; Metazoa; Cnidaria; Anthozoa; Scleractinia; Merulinidae.